AUGUAUUGUCAUACAUCUACGACGAGUUACGAUGACCUUGUUAGCGCUGUACUAAUGAAGCUUGGUCUGAGGGUGCGAACGGGUAAGAAGUUUUUCUAUCGCAUUCCAGUCACGGUGCUACAGAAUACGGUGAAGUAUGAUUGCUUCACGAUUAAUAAUGAUGCGGACUUGCAAGUAAUGUUUCUCUGUCGGCGGCAGUUUCCGGAGGUGAGGACACCGGAGUUGUUGGGCCCGCUGGUUGAUGUUUAUCCAGCUCCGGCGGUUCGAACUAUUCCAGUCACGGUGCUACAGAAUACGGUGAAGUAUGAUUGCUUCACGAUUAAUAAUGAUGCGGACUUGCAAGUAAUGUUUCUCUGUCGGCGGCAGUUUCCGGAGGUGAGGACACCGGAGUUGUUGGCCCGGCUGGUUGAUGUUGUAUCCAGCUCCGGCGGUUCGAACAGGAAUACGAACACUAUAGCGAAUGCAGCAGGUUCUAGUUCCCGGCCUGCCGUUGCUUCCUCGUCCGUCCCUGUGUACGAACCAGUGGUUCAACAUGUCGCCUCCCCAUCUUUCGCUGUUGACCUCAAUGCCACCGAAGGCGACGAGGUAGUGGAAAGGGAAAAUUUGCCGAACGCUUUAGUGGGAGUUGCACCUGUUGGCGUAGGAGACGGUUUUUUGGACGAUGAAGACGAGGAUGACGUCGAGCCGGAUAUGAUUGACGAUGAUAGCGCUGAUGAUAUUGGAGCGACUGGGCCUGCAUUGGAGGUAGGUGGUUCUAGAUCUGGCACACAGCAGUAUCCACCACAUUUUUCCUCAUUGGACUUGGACGCCAUGAGACAUGAGGGGGUUUUAGGGCACGCUGUUGGAUUCGGAGCUAGAGAUGCGGAAGGGAGUACUGGUCUGACAGAGUUCCAGGUUGGUCAGCAAUUCCAGGAUAAAGAUGAGGCCCUUUUAAGUGUGAAGACUUACAGCAUCCGGCGAGGGGUACAGUACAAGGUGGUGGAGUCCGAUCACCGCCGGUAUGUGGGCAAGUGUUCCGAGUUUGGGAAUGGGUGCACAUGGUUGAUUCGACUGAGUCUCCGGAAGCGCAAGGGCAUCUGGGAGGUCAAACGGUACAAUGGACCUCACACUUGCCUGGCCACAUCCAUCUCUAGUGACCACAGGAGUUUGGAUUAUCAUGUGAUUUCGGCUUUCAUUAUGCCAAUGGUUAGGGCCGAUGCAUCCGUGAGCAUCAAGGUGCUCCUGAACGCCACGGCAGCGCACUUUGGUUUUAGGCCGACUUACCGGAGGGUUUGGAUGGCGAAGCAGAAAUCUAUUGCCCUCAUAUACGGUGACUGGGAUGAGUCCUACAACGACCUGCCUAGGUGGGUCUUGGGUGUCCAGCUGACGAUGCCUGGGAGUGUUGUGGUCCUGAAGACGAGCCCGGUUCGAGUUGGAGGACAGGUGGACGAAUCUCAAGCGUACUUCCACAGACUUUUCUGGACUUUCCCGCCCUGCAUCGAGGCAUUCCGUCAUUGCAAGCCGCUAAUCAGCAUUGACGGCACACAUUUGUAUGGGAAGUAUGGGGGAACGUUGCUCAUCGCGAUUGCACAGGAUGGGAACUCCAACAUUCUACCUGUGGCAUUCGCACUAGUAGAGGGUGAGAACGCGGAAUCCUGGACAUUCUUUCUCUCACACCUUCGACAGCACGUGACCCCGCAGCCCGGUCUGCUGGUUAUAUCGGACAGGCACAACGGCAUCAAAGCUGCGCUUGAGGCCCCUGACGGCGGUUGGCUACCGCCAUCUGCGUACCGUGCAUUCUGCAUACGACACGUUGCGGCUAAUUUUGCCCUAACCUUCAAGGGCAAAGACGCUAGGAGGCUACUAGUGAACGCGGCGUAUGCGAAGACCGAGGUUGAAUUUGAUUACUGGUUUGAUAUCCUGCGAUCUGAAGAUCCGGCGAUGUGUGAGUGGGCGAACCGGAUUGAUUACUCGUUUGGACUCAGCAUCGUGAUGAGGGGCGGAGAUUCGGUCACAUGA
This is a messenger RNA of Arachis stenosperma, 1998 nucleotides long. RefSeq lists its product as uncharacterized. The record is from RefSeq and is a predicted model, not a curated record. The transcript has a single exon. The coding region runs from base 1 to 1998 and encodes 665 amino acids. Lineage: Eukaryota; Viridiplantae; Streptophyta; Magnoliopsida; Fabales; Fabaceae.